AUGUUCACAUCAUCAGGAGAAAAGGUAACAUAUGCACCAGGAAAAGGAGAACGUGCAAAAUGUUGGGAAAAACGUGAUAUAUUUUUUGGAUGUUUACAAAAACAUUAUAUUGAUAAUUCAUUAGAUUCAAAAGAAUUAAAAAAAGUAGAUCGUGAAUGUGGUAAAGAAAAGAAAGAAUUUGAACAAAAUUGUGCUAGUAGUUGGGUUAAAUAUUUCCAGGAAAAGAGAUAUAAUGAUUUAGUAAGAGAAAGAUAUAUUGCCAAAUUGGAAAGUGAAGGUGCUCAACCAUUACCUUUUAAGAUUGAAGGUGUCAAGAAGUAA
Candida tropicalis MYA-3404 is the source of this 321-nucleotide messenger RNA. RefSeq lists its product as uncharacterized. The record is from RefSeq and is a predicted model, not a curated record. Lineage: Eukaryota; Fungi; Ascomycota; Pichiomycetes; Serinales; Debaryomycetaceae. Bases 1 to 321 code for a protein of 106 amino acids. Gene Ontology annotation, cellular component: respiratory chain complex IV; mitochondrial intermembrane space; mitochondrion. The transcript has a single exon. Gene Ontology annotation, biological process: mitochondrial respiratory chain complex IV assembly.